CAAUGAUUAUCCUAUGUUACAGCGGUCUUUUCGUCAUAUUGUAGAUCGUCGUAAAAUAAUGAUUGACACUUUUCUCUUCACCACCACGGUUAAGUCGGAAGAUCACAGCGUGUACUACGCAAUAUGACAGAUCGUGAAACUGUGAAAGGUUCUUGUUAAGAAAAGAAAGCUCUCUUAAAAAUCGUUCAUUUUCAAACCUUUUAUUCAGAGAAAGACUUUUUUUCUUGACAAAAAUAAAAAUAAGCAUUGCAUUAAUUUGUGAUUUUAUUUACCAAGUCUCAUUCUUGAAUUUUAACUGUCAACACAAGGUUUAUAUAUAAUUUGUGAUUGUUGUUGUUCUUGAAGAAGAUCUUGUUGAUCCAUUGGUGUUAUUCAAAAGGAGUAAAACGUGAUUCCGUCAAAUGAAAACAGAGAGCCUGCGAAGAACUACGAAACGAAACGGAAGUAUAGCUAGGUCACAGCGAGACGAUUUUAGUAUUCUAAACUAAAAAUCAUUCAAUUGUCGGGAGAACAUCAAAAAAUAUGGACGUUCCACCUUUCACAACAUCGUCUGUGGUGGAGAGCGCGGCUUCUGCUUGCCCUACACCCUACUACAGUUACAGCCAAGACCCACAAGCCUAUGCAGACUAUUAUCGUUCUAGUGUAUACCGUGGCGGUCAAACUUACGCCAACAUAACCAGCCCAUACUACCCUGGAAACCCGUACGGUGACCCGCAUUAUCAUCAUCAUUAUUACACUCCAUAUCCCAUGUUGGGCAUGCAAUCUCAACAGAAAGAGUUGGUAAAACCACCUUAUUCAUACAUUGCACUUAUAUCGAUGGCCAUACAAAGUUCGCCAGAGAAAAAGCUCACACUGAGUGGCAUCUACCAAUUUAUUAUGGAUCGCUUCCCUUAUUAUCGUCAAAACAAACAGGGCUGGCAAAACUCUAUUCGACAUAACCUUAGCUUGAAUGAAUGUUUUCUUAAAGUCCCUCGUGAUGAUAAUAAGCCAGGAAAAGGUAGUUAUUGGUCCUUAGAUCCUGACUCCAUAAAUAUGUUCGAAAACGGCAGCUAUUUGAGGAGACGCAGACGGUUCAGAAAGAAGGAUGUGAAGAAAGAGGAUGGAGAUAUUGACGAUGAUGAGGAGGACGAGAAAGAAGUGUUGAUGGAGAGCCAGCACAAAUUGUGGACGAACAGCCAUCAAGAGAAACUGCUUCAAGAAAGUACUAUCAUUGAGGAGGUACAGCAUAAAAAUGAAAAACUGGUUACACGAACCCACGAGGAAGUCAUUGAUGAAAGCGAUAAAAAGCCACCUCAAGAUGAACAGGCGGUAAAAGUUGAGGAGAGAGAGAAUUUUCACGCGCAUAACGAAAUUCACUCCAACGGCGUGAUUAAUAACACUGAUAGUAAUAACAACAGUGAAAAAUCAUCUACGGUGGAGGAGAACGAUAAAGAAUCUAAAGUUCCAUCAACGACCACCAUAUACGAUGCUGGUCAAACAUUCACAAGGGCGACAUAUCCUGAUGUUAGCCACACCAUGUCUUACACCAACCUCGAUUCCAGCUUUCUACAGUACCACUUGAAUUACAGUUUCAGCGAUGUUUCCUCUUCAGUAUCAGCUGCUCGAUAUGCAGCGGAGAGAGGGUUACCAGCAACUGUCCCUCCUCCUUUGGACUAUAUAUCACGAGUGACUGGCUCUUCCACCGACGCUGCAACGUUAGCCGCAGUGACACAAGCCGCAAGAGACACAGGUGGUUCAGCUGCAUCUCGAUUAUCUGAGCUUGCUUCGUCAUCAAACGAAAUAUACAAUGGAUCACCAUCGAGGUUUCUCUCACCACCAAACAGUCCUUUUCCUAAUGGUGAGGGAAGAGCGGAAUUCUAUCCUCCAAUCAAUGCUGCUGCAUACAGCACUUUCGGUACUGUUCCUGGCGAGCAAGAUAGAAUAAGUUCGUUUUACACUCCAUAUAGACCGGUUACGACUACGUACCCAUAUUGAGAAGAUGAUUUUUUAGUGAAUAUAUAGGACUUAUUAAGAUAUAUUUUAGAUUGAAUUUGUAACAUAAAAGUCUUUUAUUGUGUUUUAUAUAUAUAUUUCAUUCUUUAUCUUUUAAAAACAAAUUUAUUUUUAAUAUUUUUUAUAGUGUUUUAAUAUUUUUAGAGUGACUGGAUUGUUUUUAACGAUUUAAAAAUUACAAAUUUUGAGAGAGUCAUCAUAAAAUGUGUACAAUAACAAACCAUGCAGAAUAUAGUUUUUCUUCUUUAUUUCCAAAAUAAAUAAU
Molecule: messenger RNA, 2257 nt
Organism: Hydractinia symbiolongicarpus
Lineage: Eukaryota; Metazoa; Cnidaria; Hydrozoa; Anthoathecata; Hydractiniidae
Product: forkhead box protein C1-A-like
Exons: 3
Coding region: 523-1974 (483 amino acids)
Biological process (GO): regulation of transcription by RNA polymerase II; cell differentiation; anatomical structure morphogenesis
Molecular function (GO): DNA-binding transcription factor activity, RNA polymerase II-specific; RNA polymerase II cis-regulatory region sequence-specific DNA binding
Source: RefSeq, a predicted model, not a curated record